AUGGCACUCAUUAAUGAAAGUCAGCCUGAAGAAUUCAUUCUACUAGGCUUUGAUGAUCUACCUUGGCUAGAGCUUCCUCUAUUCAUUAUUCUUUUGAUAACAUAUCCCAUGACCCUGAUGGGAAACAUUGCCAUCAUCCUGGUGUCCAAAUUAGAUCCCAGUCUCCGCAGUCCCAUGUAUUUCUUCCUCACCAAUCUAUCCUUUUUGGACAUAUGUUUAACCACAAGCAUUGUGCCUCAGAUGCUAUUAAACCUUGGAAGCUCUAAGAAGACCAUCAGCUAUGUAGGAUGUGUAGUUCAACUUUAUUUCUUUCACUUUAUGGGGGCCACAGAAUGUCUGCUCUUGGCUAUCAUGUCCUUUGACCGCUAUGUGGCCAUCUGCAGACCUCUGCACUACCCCCUCAUCAUGAAUCAACGCAUCUGCACCUUACUAGCAUCCGUUACGUGGCUGACUGGAGUGCUCUUUGCUUUCUCAGAGGCUACUCUUACAUUGCAAUUGCCAUUGUGUGGUGUCAAUCAACUGGACCACUUGUUGUGUGAGAUUCCAGUUCUGAUAAAGACUGCCUGUGGGGAAAAGGAGGCUAAUGAGCUUGCACUCUCCGUGGUGUGUAUUUUUGUAUUAGUUAUUCCCCUAUGUUUAAUUCUUACCUCCUAUGCUAGUAUUGGACAUGCUGUACUUAAGAUUAAAUCUUCUGAAGGAAGGAAAAAGGCCUUUGGGACAUGUUCCUCUCAUCUCAUUGUAGUUUCCUUAUUUUAUGGUCCAGCCAUUAGCAUGUACCUUCAGCCUUCAUCCUCCAUCACCAGGGACCAACCCAAGUUCAUGGUUCUCUUCUAUGGAGUGGUGACUUCUACAGUCAACCCCUUCAUCUACACCCUGAGGAAUAAGGAUGUGAAGGGGGCAUUAGGCAACCUAGUGAGGAACAUUUUCAUUUCCAAGUGA
Sciurus carolinensis (gray squirrel) is the source of this 939-nucleotide messenger RNA. RefSeq names its product olfactory receptor 2B11-like. Gene Ontology annotation, molecular function: G protein-coupled receptor activity; olfactory receptor activity. The record is from RefSeq and is a predicted model, not a curated record. NCBI's taxonomy places the organism in Eukaryota, Metazoa, Chordata, Mammalia, Rodentia, Sciuridae. The transcript has a single exon. Gene Ontology annotation, biological process: G protein-coupled receptor signaling pathway. Gene Ontology annotation, cellular component: membrane. The coding region runs from base 1 to 939 and encodes 312 amino acids.